AUGUCUCAAGAAUACAACAUCCGUCCAGACCUCGGCGGCGCUGUCCGCAGGUUCCUGUACGCGCAGAUCUUCCGGACGCCGCCCUAUCCUACACAAUCUUUCGCAGGACAGACGGUCAUUGUAACAGGCUCCAAUUGCGGCCUUGGCCUCGAGGCAUCCCGGCACUUCUAUCGGCUCGGGUGUGCGAAGCUCAUUCUGGCAGUGCGCACUGUGUCCAAAGGCGAGGCUGCCAAAGAGGACAUUGUCCGCAGCGUCAGGAACCGUAGCGAUGGCGCCGACGCGAUCGAAGUCUGGCCUCUGGACCUGGCCAGCACGGGCUCAACACUCAGCUUCGCGGAGCGGGUGAGGACAUCGUUGCCUCGGGUCGAUGCGGUCAUCGAAAACGCCGGCAUCAACAACUUCUCCUGGAAAAUCGUCGAGGGCGGCUGGGAGGAGACAAUCCAGGUCAACGUGCUCAACACGCUGUUACUGGGCUUGCUCGUCCUGCCCAAGCUGUCUGAGACGAAAACAAAAGAGCCCGGAUCAACUCCACAUCUGGAAAUAGUGUCUUCGCUUGUCCACCGGUUCACUCGCUUCAAGGAAGCCAAUGCGCCGGAUAUUUAUGCUGAAUUGAAUGACAAGCAGAAGUUUGCCGUUGCGGAUAGAUACAAUGUCAGCAAACUUCUAGAAAUCCUCUUCGUGCGCGAACUCGUGUCCCGACUCGAGGCACAGGCACAGGCACAGUCUUUGUCAUCCUCGCCCGCAUCCCGUAUAUCUGGCGUCGUCAUCACCCUGGUCAACCCGGGCAUGUGCGUCUCCAAUCUCGACCGCGGCAUGCCUCUUCCUAUGCAGACGGCGCUUUCUGUCUUCCGCUUCUUGCUCGGCAGGUCGACCGAAGUAGGUUCCAGGACCCUCGUGCAUGGCGCGUGUGCUGGCCCGACAUGCCACGGCGAAUACUUGUCGGAAUGUCAAAACGAACAGGUCGAGAACUGGAUUUAUUCUGAUGUGGGUAAGGGAGUGCAGAAGAAAGUGUUCGAGCAGACCAUGAGGGUGCUGGAGCAGCGGAAGCCCGGUCUGGCCGGGGAGCUUGGAUUAUAG
Molecule: messenger RNA, 1077 nt
Organism: Exophiala dermatitidis NIH/UT8656
Lineage: Eukaryota; Fungi; Ascomycota; Eurotiomycetes; Chaetothyriales; Herpotrichiellaceae
Exons: 2
Coding region: 1-1077 (358 amino acids)
Source: RefSeq, a predicted model, not a curated record